This is a messenger RNA of Vitrella brassicaformis, 3972 nucleotides long. The record is from the annotation of a GenBank genome assembly. Lineage: Eukaryota; Vitrellaceae.
GGAACGGCGAGAGGGAAGGGGAAAGAGAGGUUCGGUUGUGUUGCACGAUGGCCGAGGACGAUUCGAUGGUAGAUCUGACUGAUGAGAUGGAGCAGCAGCAGCUUGCAGAGGAUGCUGAUGGAGCCGACGGAGAGGGAACCUACGACCAGGUGACAGUAGGAGGGUGCACGAGGGCAGAGCAGACAAGAAACACGCGGCAUUCCCGUCUGUGUGUGUCGUGAUCUCCAGGGGAUGGAUGAUCUGAGAAGCCAGGUGGCGGCUCUUGAUGCCGAGAUUGCAGUGACUGAGGAGGAGUUGGCGUCCAUUCGUUCCCGGCUGCAGCAGCUGCGGCAUGAGCGUGCGUCCAAGCAGAGUGCCCUCGAGGCAUACAUCAAACGCAAGAGGUCAGCCGGCUGCCGUUACCUAGUACGUGGCCGCUGCUGUCGUUCACCAUCGACUGGUGUCUGUCCGUCAGGUCCAAGUGUGACUGGAGCAGUGAGUACGCGUGGAGCUCUGACGUCAGGCGAAUCGCUGACGAGUACUUUGGGUAAAAGGGCAGACGAGGGAACAGACCAUCUGGCUGGAAGAAGGGCCGGUCUCCGGGUUGCUCUGUGUGCUUGCCUUGCAGUGUGCGUGAGUUUCGGCGCAACCAGCUGGAGUGUAUCAACGCCAUCCUCUCCAACGAGGACACUUUCCUCAUCAUGCCCACAGGCGGCGGCAAGUCGCUCUGCUUCCAAGUCCCCACGCUGGUGUGGUCGAGUGGUCUGACGCUGGUGGUGUCGCCCCUCAUUGCCCUCAUGAGCGACCAGGUCAUGAUCCUGCGGUCGCUGGGCAUCGGCGCAGCCAUGAUGACGUCGUCGAGCUCCAAAGAGGAGAACAACCAGGUGAGAGAGAGGACGGCCAAAUGACAACACUGCGACCUAUCAGCAUGACACGAGUGCCAUUGGUUCAGGUGCGGGAUUGGAUGAAGACGCUGCACGGCCCCAGCAAGGGCGGUCAGGCAGCGUUGGAAGCUGCCCUGCGGUUCCUGUACGUGACGCCUGAGCGUGUGGCAAAGAGCAAACUAUUCAUGAGCAGCCUCGAGAAGAUCCACGCAGCCAAGAACCUGUCGCUGAUGGUUGUGGAUGAGGUGCACUGCGUGUCGCAGUGGGGGCACUCCUUCCGGCAAGACUACCAGGUACCAAGAACACCUCACACAUGCACCCCAGCUGGAUGGCCAGUGAGUGCACGUGUUGUGUGUCCCUCCCUGGUUCAGCAUUUGAUCAUCUUGAAGCGACAGUUCCCGAGUGUGCCUCUGCUGGCGCUGACGGCCACAGCAACGCCCCAGGUGGUGCAGGACGUCCAGAAGACCCUCGAGGUCCCCAACUCCAUCGUCUUCAAAUCGCAUUGCAAUAGGCCCCACCUCUUCUACCAGGUCAGUCAGCAAAAACAGCAAAACAGAGUGCAGGUGCGUCCAUGCUGUCGUCUUGUGGCGUGUGUCUUUCAGGUUGCGGCCAAGCCCAAGCAGCCCGACGAUGUGCUGCAGGUGAUGGCUGGCUUCAUCAAGCAGCUCGACAAGACCGCUGCGGGCAUCGUCUACUGCCUGUGAGUGACCACACCACACCACACCACACCACACAGACAGACAGACAGACAGCCAUACAGGUGACCAGUGAGCAGACACUCCGUUUUGGCGAUUGGUUACACACAUGAUUCAUUGCCUGACUGACAGGUCCAAGAAGGACGCUCAGGCGGUGUGUGCGGGCCUGAAUGCGAAAGACAUCCCAUCGGCAUUCUACCACGCUGACCUCGAUGGCGCCGACAGACAGCAAGUGCACCACCAGUAAGUGUCUGCAGACAGGGCCAUCUAACACAAUGCCCGACCGGUCGCUACAACGCUGCGAACUGUCAACAUAUCAGGUGGUCGUCGGGUGCUGUCCGUGUCGUCGUUGCAACAAUCGCCUUCGGUAUGUCGGCAAGAGCACACCACCCGUACGUGGAUGUGGCUCACUCAAUGAUGCUGUCUGUGUGUGUCUAGGCAUGGGCAUUCACAAGGACGACGUGCGGUUCGUUAUCCACCACACGCUGCCCAAGUCACCCGACAACUACUACCAGGAGAGUGGCAGGGCGGGGCGCGACGGAAGGCCCGCCUACUGCCUCCUGCUCUACAGGUACCUGCACACGCACACACACACACAUCCCACACGAAAGUGGACACACUGUUGGUGGUGCUGUGUGCUGUGGCCGUCAGGCCUUCUGACGUGGUGCGUCACUCGGUGAUGGUGUUUCACGAGACGACGGGCCUCGACCUCCUUUACAAGAUGGUCAGCUUCUGCCACGCACAGGAGUGCAGACGCAGGUCAGUGAAUCACCAGCUGCACUAGAUCACAUACAGACAGACGGACAGCCUCACUGUCGCCUCUGUGUGCAUCAAUCAGCAUGAUCAUCAGUCACUUCGGCGAUGAGGGUGUGGCGUGUGGCGGCAUGUGCGACGUCUGCAAACGACCAGCAUGCGACAGCUCAGAGGCAGCCGCGUCAGCAUCUGCAUCAGCAGUAGCCAAGGGGGGCAAGAAGGCCAAGGGUGGUCGUGGCAAGGGCGGGGAGGGCAUCACUGUGGGUGCGGUGGAGGACGGCGCCGUGUGUCUGCUGGAGAUGCUGGCCAAGGUGCAGGGCACAGAGACCAAGGUCAGAAAGGCGAACCGAAGCCAUGGGAACGUAUCGUGAUGUGUGCACGUCAUUCUGUUGGUCUGCCUUUUGUCAGUAUACGCUUCUGCAGUGUGCGACUGAGUGGAAGAAGCUGCUGGGCAAGCAGAAAGGGGCCCUCAAGGGCGACAUCGACACCUGCCAGCACCUCAUCGUGUCACUCAUACUCGAGGGAUUCAUCAAGGUCAGCAAGCCAACCACCGCAAAGCUGUGCGAACGCAGGUGUGUGCGUCUGUGUUAUCGGUUGUCCAGGAGGAGUUUUCACACACGCCCUACAGCACCAACAGCUACUGCGUCAUCACCCGACGGGGCACAAACGCACUGCAACGGCUGCAGAACGGUACUGUACACACACACACACAAACACACACACCGGAGAGACCCUGAUGCCGUUGACUCAUCGAAGGAUCGAGGGUCGUGUUGCGUUGACGGUUCUGCAGGUCAGCGAGGGGUUCUUCCCAGCCACGUGACACAGGGGAUCGAGGCACUCUCGACCGCCGCAGACACCGACACAUUCUUCGUGCACGAGGUGAGUGACUGACUCAUGUGUUCGCAGUGUUGGUGUCUUCGUCAAUGUGUGUGUGUGCAGGUGAUGCAGGAGUCCUCGUCCAGUAGUGCCGCUGCAGGGUCGGCACCGACAGACCGGCGGGCGACACAGGAGUUCAAAACGCUCCGGCAGCAAAUCGCAAACGAGAUCGGUACGUUCGGAUGAGAGGGACCCCGCGAUCAUCAUCGCAGCGUGUGGUGCAACCUUUCUGCCCAUGUGCGUAUCAAUCAGAUGUGUACGCGCACUUCAUCCUCAGCGACAGCCAGAUCCAGGAGCUGAUUCGCUUCAGCCGGGGCAGCGAUCCCCUCACCCUCGAUGCACUCCAGGCGUCAAGUAUUCUGACCAGCCGCCGUAUCGAGCUGCACGGCCAACGCAUCCUACACACAUGCAGGUACGUUACACGGCCGAUUGAUUACACUGAUGUGUGUGUGAAUGUCUGUGUGCUGGAUGGAUCGUUCAGUCGUGUGCGAAGCGGGUCAUUCUCAGCUGCGGUUGUGCCAGGGCCUUUCCCAGCAGCAGCAGCAGCAGCUGCUGCUGCAGCGUCGUCAGCUCAUGAUGCGAUCGUGGUGGAUGACGACGACGAGCAAGAGGGUGGCAAGGGCGGCAAGAAGAAGAAGAGGCGCAGACUGGUCAAGGGAGACGAGGAUGAGGAGGGGGAGGAGGAAGGCCAUGAGAUGAAUGACGAUUGGGGUGAGAUGAAUGAUUGAUCGCAUGUAUUAUCGAUUGGUUGACUGACGAACGUCCAAGUAGAAUGUGCUCAGAUG